AUGCACUCCAACGCCGCCGUCGAAGUCUCGGCCAAAGAAGCACAACGCCUUGGCCCCGAAACCACCACCCAUCUCCUCUCCCAACGCAAACUUGCACUCGUCGUCGAUCUCGACCAAACCAUAAUUCACACAGCCGUCGACCCCACCGUUGGUGAAUGGAUGGAAGACGAAUCCAAUCCCAAUUACGAAGCGCUCAAGUCUGUCGCCAAGUUCCGUCUCGGUAUCGGCGGAGAAGAGAUCAAAGAUGACGACGACCCCCCCGCUCCCAAAGACUCCGCGGCAGCACUAAAAGCAUCACGAGCGUGUUGGUACUACGUCAAACUGCGACCUGGAGUGCCCGAAAUCCUGAAGAAGCUAUCAGAGAAGUACCAGUUGCAUGUGUAUACGAUGGGGACGAGGUCGUACGCGAAUCUCGUGUGCAAGCUGAUCGAUCCCGAUGCGAGUAUUUUUGGGAAUAGGAUCGUGUCGAGGAAUGAAAAUGGAAGUUUGGUGAGGAAGAGUUUGGAUAAGUUGUUCCCCAUGGAUCAUAGUAUGGUGGUGAUUAUUGAUGAUAGAGAGGAUGUUUGGAGUAAGAGUCCGAAUUUGUUGCAGGUAGUGCCGUAUGAGUUUUUUGUGGGCGUUGGGGAUAUUAAUGCUCCAAUUUUGCCUCCAACGCUAGCUCCGCCCGGUGCGGCAGGAAUUGUAGCACAAACCGAAAAGUUGCAAAGCAAAUUGGCGGAACAGCGAGAAGCAAGACCAUUAGCAAAGAUGCAAGAGGCCUUGGAUGAGAAAUUGGGUAAAACAAAUGGGUCUGGAUCACGGUCUGGCACAGCUAUGCCGGAUGGGAGUGAUAGUGCGACACCGGCUGAUGAAAGUUCAACAGAGGCUGAAAGCAGCGAUGCGGUAGCAGCGCAAACAACAGCAGAUAGUCCGACAGCAGAGGAAAAGACCCAAGCAACAGAAAGCAUCUCACACGCAGUUCUAGUAGACGACGAUACCGAACUCGACCGAGUUUAUUCCAUCCUCGACUCCAUUCACAAUGAAUGGUAUUCUGCCUAUGACAAACUCCAAUCCCAAACCCCCACCCCCACUACCAAACCCUCGGUCGUGGACUUCAUCUCCGCACGAAAAACAAAGGUUUUGGCUGGCUGCACCAUCGUCUUCUAUCCCGAGACUUCCGAACUUUGGGCUCUCGCACGCGAAUUCGGCGCCACCCCCGCGUUCAAAGAAGAAGCAGGAGUCACAACCCAUGUCAUUUCUGCUCUACAAGACGAUAUCGGGACCGUCAAGGCAACGAGAUUGGCGAGGGCGGGGAUGGUCGAGUUAGUCUGGCCAAGCUGGUUCGACAUUUCAACAAGCAGGUGGGAGAGGCAGGACGAAGCGUUGUAUAGGUUACCCCGGGAACAUGCGAUUUUAGAUGCUUUAGGAUGGACUUAA
Ustilago hordei is the source of this 1416-nucleotide messenger RNA. RefSeq lists its product as uncharacterized. Gene Ontology annotation, molecular function: RNA polymerase II CTD heptapeptide repeat phosphatase activity. Gene Ontology annotation, cellular component: nucleus. Lineage: Eukaryota; Fungi; Basidiomycota; Ustilaginomycetes; Ustilaginales; Ustilaginaceae. The record is from RefSeq and is a predicted model, not a curated record. The transcript has a single exon. Bases 1 to 1416 code for a protein of 471 amino acids.